Messenger RNA from Ictidomys tridecemlineatus (thirteen-lined ground squirrel), 758 nucleotides. Lineage: Eukaryota; Metazoa; Chordata; Mammalia; Rodentia; Sciuridae. The record is from RefSeq and is a predicted model, not a curated record.
AUGCAGAACCUGUAUCUUUGUCCAAUGGUGAAAAGAGAAAGGUAAUGUCCACUAAAACAGAGGAAGCAGGAUUAGAAGAUGUGCCACAGUCCCAGAUGGUAUCUAAAGAUGUACAUGCUUCAUACAAGAACAUCAAGCCUACCAUUAAAAGCAAAGAUACAGCUCUCAAAAAACAAAAAUGGUGGAAGCGAGAAAAGAAACAAAUAUCAGAUUCACAAUGCCAUAUGUCAUCAGAGAAAUUGAAGGAGAGUGUUGAUGGCAUGGAAAAAAGCCAUGGACAGAGUGUCUCUAAGAAAUCUACAGAAGUUUGUGCUUCCAGUGUAUCUAGUGGAUCCUAUACACAAGCAAACAAUGGAACAAAGGAACAUGGAGAAGAUGCAGAACCUGUAUCUUCAUCCAAUGGUAAAAAGGGAAAGGUAAUGUCCACUAAAACAGAGGAAGCAGGAUUAGAAGAUGUGCCACAGUCCCAGAUGGGAGACUUCCGGUUCAGCAGCAGCUACCUGGGAGGUAGCAAAGGAAUUCACCUCAGAGGAGACUUCCGGUUCAGCAGCAACUACCUCGGAGGUAGCAAAGGAAUUCACUUCAGAGCAGCAGCUACCUCGGAGGUAGCAAAGGAAUUCACCUCAGAGGUAAUUGAGGCCUUGCACAGAGAGGAGACCUCUGGGAAUUCCCAAGGCACCCUGGAGCCCAACUCCCAUGAGCGAGGGAGUGAAUGCAUGGGUGCACAGCUGCUGGAAGACGUACCUGGAUUUCAUUAA